Molecule: messenger RNA, 2603 nt
Organism: Nannospalax galili (Upper Galilee mountains blind mole rat)
Lineage: Eukaryota; Metazoa; Chordata; Mammalia; Rodentia; Spalacidae
Gene: Gja3
Product: gap junction protein alpha 3
Exons: 2
Coding region: 98-1354 (418 amino acids)
Biological process (GO): visual perception; cell communication
Cellular component (GO): gap junction; connexin complex
Molecular function (GO): gap junction channel activity
Source: RefSeq, a predicted model, not a curated record
CACGUGUAAAGGACGCCUACAGUUCAGAGCAGGCCGAGCCCGGCUCACGGAGGAGCGCCGGGCCACGGCGGCGGAGUGGGGUUAGCUGUUGGGAGCGAUGGGCGACUGGAGCUUCCUGGGGCGGCUGCUGGAGAAUGCGCAGGAGCACUCCACGGUGAUCGGCAAGGUGUGGCUGACCGUGCUGUUCAUCUUCCGCAUCCUUGUGCUAGGGGCAGCGGCUGAGGAAGUGUGGGGUGACGAGCAGUCGGACUUCACUUGUAACACCCAGCAGCCGGGCUGCGAGAACGUCUGCUAUGACCGCGCCUUUCCCAUCUCUCAUAUCCGUUUCUGGGCACUGCAGAUCAUCUUCGUGUCCACGCCCACCCUCAUCUACCUGGGCCACGUGCUGCACAUCGUGCGCAUGGAGGAAAAGAAGAGAGAGAGGGAGGAGGAGCUGCUGCGGAGAGACAACCCACAUGGCCGAGGCCGCGAGCCCCUGCGCACCGGGGGCACACGGGACCCCCUGGUACGUGAUGACCGUGGAAAGGUACCUAUUGCGGGUGCACUGUUGCGGACCUACGUCUUCAACAUCAUCUUCAAGACGCUCUUUGAGGUGAGCUUCAUCGCAGGCCAGUACUUUCUGUAUGGCUUCCAGCUGCAGCCACUGUACCGAUGCGACCGCUGGCCCUGCCCCAAUACAGUGGACUGCUUCAUCUCCAGGCCCACGGAAAAGACCAUCUUUGUCAUCUUCAUGCUGGCUGUGGCCUGUGCAUCACUGGUGCUCAACAUGCUGGAGAUCUACCACCUGGGCUGGAAGAAGCUCAAGCAGGGGGUAACCAACCACUUCAUCCCAAAUGCCUCAGAAGCCAGGCUCAAGGCCUUGGAACCCCAACCCCCAGCCUCUAGCCCUGGCCUGCCCAGCAUCUCCAUUGGAUUCCCACCUUGCUACACACACCCUGCCUGCCCCCCAGGUCAGGCAAGGGCCACAGGGUAUCCUGGGACCCCACCACCAGCAGCAGACUUCACUGUGAUAGCCUUGAAUGAAGCACAACGUGGAAGCCACCCUGCCAAGCUCUACAGUGGCCACCACCUGCUGAUGACUGAGCAGAACUGGGCCAGCCAGGUGGCUGAGCAGCAGACUUCUGCUGGCAAGGCCUCUUCCACAGCCUCCAGCCCUGUCUGCCCCAGCAAGGGGCUCACAGACAGCAGUGGCAACGGCUUGGAGGAGAGUGUCUUGGUGGGGACACCUGAAGAGGAGGAGCAGGCCUUGGCCACCACAGCAGAGAUGCACUUGCCAUCUUUGGUCCCCCUGGACCCAGGAAGGUCCAGCAAGGCCAGUAGUGGGCGGGCCAGACCGGGUGACUUGGCCAUCUAGCUGUGGUCUCUCCAGACAGCUUUACAGUUUAUAGCUUUGUAACCCCCCCCCCAACACACACACUUUUUUCUAGAAACCAAAACCAAAGUGCUGUUCAAAUCAGCAGUAGAGAGAAAGUCUGACAGAGCCCUGGAGUCCCCCGAGGAGGGACAUGAAGUGAAAAUGUGCAGGUGUUACAUUUAAUGCUUGCUGUUCUUGGGGCUGUGGGAUAUCAUGAGGAUGGCACCAGAGGUCUGAGAUUGGCAGGAGACCAGAGGGGGCAGGGGUUCUUGGCCUUCAAGGAUACUCCCAGUAAUGGGUUGCUAUUGGACGCCUACAUCUCUGAGGUAACUGUUCUGUUGUGAUAAAGCAACAGGUGUUUGCAGCCCUGCAGCAGGGCAUGGUUGACUUUCCAUUCCUAAGGUCUCCAAGCAGCCUAGAGAGUCACAGACAUACUUAGCUCUAUCUCUGCUUGAUACUUUUAACUUAGGGUUGAAUUUCAUUUGGGAUAUUUGCCAAACUAUACUAAAAAAAGAUUUAGAGGGAGUCCAUGUAGUGUCAUUUGAGUUUCUGGAAUCGCAUGUGAAGCCCAGGAUAUCCAUCUACAGACUGCAUGACAAGUGACAAAGAGCAGUUACCCUCCAGAGGCAGUUGGGUGGGACAGGACCAUAGAGAUUACUGGUAGAGGCAGGUGGAGAUGCAGAGACCCUGGGGAGCCCUUUUCAGCAGCUGAGGACAUUGACAUGAAAGUGUGGCAGAUAUGCCGUAGGUAUUUCUUUUUUAAAUGACAUUUUGUGCUUUCAUCUGAAUGGUACAGAUGAAAUGGUUUGUGUAUUUUCUCCCACGUUCUAUCUUUCAUCAAAAAUAGCACUGUUGAAAUGGAUACUGACCAAGAAGAUGCUAAUUUGUCCUUCAGUAUAUUAGUUGCAAUUUUGUACUUUCUUUUAAAAGAAAUUCUUUAACUUCUAAGUCAACUAAAUAAAUCAUUGUUAGAACAUACUCUUAUAUAAUAAAACCUGGAGAAUUCAAAUUCUUGAAGUUGUAAAGGAGGCUAAAAGUUAACUACUAUUGCCAGGGAAAAUAUUUAUACAGAUGAAUCAGUGAUGACCUACACUUAAAAAUAAAACAGUACAAAAUAAAACACUUCAAGUUUCCUAGCCAUUCUUUGUGAACAGCCUGUUUGCUUUCUAAAGUGCAAAUAAAAAUGUCUUGGUUUACUGCCUGUAUAAGAAGAGCAUGUGGCUGAUCAUGGGAUGUCCUCCCUGUUUUC